CUAACAGGGUUUGUUUGAGUUGUUGCAAAAACACUUUCCUCCAUCCAAAAGUACGACUUAGUCAGUCUUUGUGGCAUUUCACGCGCUUUGCAUGGUUUCCCCAUCAUUCUGAACUUUUUGUUUUUUCCUUGCUAAUAUUUUGUAGCCCAUAUCUUCAUCUGAAAGACACGGAUCCAGUUUUUCCUUUCCUGCUUUACAUAGAUUCUGUCAUGAAACAAUAUCAUGAAUAUGUUGUCGCUCUCUGUCAGUCUGUGCGCACUCGGUGCGCUUUGCGUCGUCAGUGAAGUUGCCUGAUCCGCUGCAGACGAGCGGUGCGCCACAAACAUCCACCCUCUCCAAAGGAAAUAAGAGGGGAAGAAUAUGCUUCAUGAACGGAUUUCACAGCUUAAAUGUCUUCAGGGUGGAUAGAUACAGAGAGAAAUAUAUGACAGACGCCGGUAGAAACACCGAAAUGUUGCCUGAACACCAAACGUGGAAGCGAAGGAGGACGAUGCUGUGAGGACGGAUCUCAGGCUUCAAACCGUCUCGGCGCUCCAUGGGAGAGAGACGGGGAUAAGAAGAACGGAAGAGGGAAAAAAAUGUUCAAAGUUAGGCCGUGUCGUCUACACGUGCGACCCCGUAAAGCGCCGUCCCGCAACAGCUGCAGAAAAUGAGCAUGAAAUGAACGAAGAAUGCAUGUCAUUUGGGAUAUAUCUGUGAUUUUGCAAACAUAUAUCAUCUGCACGUCAUCAGCUCAGCCGAUUACAUCCAAGCUUGAUGACAGUUGGUGGGCGUAUAAGGACGUUGUCCAGGGAAGCUUUGUUCCAGUCCCAUCCUUCUGGGGUCUGGUGCACUCAGCCUGGAACCUGUGCGCCAUAGGGAAGAGGCAGUCGCCCAUUGACAUCGAGACCAGUCAUAUGAUCUUUGACCCCUACCUGACCCCUCUGAGGCUCAACACCGGAGGACGCAAGAUGGGAGGCACCAUGUACAACACGGGGAAGCAUGUGUCCCUGCGGCCAGACAAAGCCCACCUGGUGAACAUCUCCGGGGGCCCGCUGGGUUACAGCUACAGGCUGGAGGAGGUCCGCCUCCAUUUUGGGAGCGAGGACUCCCAGGGUUCAGAGCACCUCCUCAACGGACAGGGCUUUCCUGGAGAGGUCCAGCUGAUCCAUUAUAACCAGGAUCUGUACGCCAACUACACUGAGGCAGCUAAGAGCCCCCAUGGCAUCGCUGUGGUCUCCAUCUUCAUUAAGCUCUCUGAAAACUCCAAUGCCUUCCUCAACCGCAUGCUCAAUAGAGACACCAUCACCAGAAUCAACUACAGACAUGAUGCUUUCUUGUUGAUGGGGCUGAACAUAGCAGACCUUUACCCUGACACUACACGUUACAUCACCUAUGAGGGCUCCAUCACCAUCCCUCCCUGCUAUGAGACGUCCACGUGGAUACUAAUCAACAAGCCUGUCUACGUGACACAGAUGCAGAUGCACUCCCUGCGCCUUCUCAGCCAGAACGAGCCCUACAAGAUCUUCAUGAGUAUGAGCGACAACACCCGGCCCACCCAGCCACUGCUGCAGCGCUGCAUCCGAACCAAUAUCAACUUCAGCAAGCAGGGCCGCGACUGCCCCAACAACCGUGCCCUCCGCCCACAGUACAGAGUGAAUCAGUGGCUCCUGAAGUAGAAGAUAAAAAGAUGUUAAGCAGCAGCGCCCCGAGAGGAGAGGCAGGAUUCAUUCAAGUCUAUUUCACACUGCCAAAUCCAGCUGAAGAAUCCAGUGACCGCCUGAGCCUGCCGAUUGAUCUGAACUGAAUGGACAUCUUAACUAAACUGAUCUCAGCUAAACUUGACUGAACAAACUCCAAACACUCUGCUGUGUUGGCCUUCUACAUAUCUACAAUUUAAUCCCAACACAUGGGCCAGCACAGCAAGGGUACAGACCUGACUUUGAGUCCAAAGUGUGAAAUAGAUCAUAAGGACUCUGAUGUCUACACUGUACUGUGGGUUUAUUCGUUGUAUUAACUAACAAAGACUGGAGAUAUAAAGACUCUGAUGUUAUCUAAAGACGACGGCUGUGAUCGUCGCUGGUCCACAUUCAUAUUCUGGCUACAGAAGGCGGUUAUGAAAAUGAUCAUCCACUGACUGGAGGAAUUCUUACAUUUCCAUUGAUGGUCUGAACCCCCGGCAACAAAGAAACACUCAGCUGUGGUAUGAUGAGAGAUGUAAAAAUCUGCUGCUUCUGCUAUCAAAUAGUAACUAAAGAAGGUAAUUUACAAAGAGAAUGUGAAAUGUGUGAAUUAGGUUACAUAGCUGAAGGGGGAGAAACAGAAGGAGGGACUGCAACUCUGACAUUUUACAGACCUGAACAGAUGGAGUCACUGGAGACUGGAAAGGGAUAGGUCACUCAUUUUGCAUGAUUUUACAGUAGUCCACUUGUCUUUAAGGUAUCCUAUUAGAAGGUGGUGACAGAAUUCAGCUUGCAUCAGGUCCCUGCUUUGCACAGCGACAUAAAGUGCAACCACAACAGCUAACACUCACUAAAAUGUUCAGUCAAAAUUGUUUAAAGGACUAAUUCUACAAAGCCAGCCCCCCAUCCCCAGCAGUGAUUGUCCAAACAUAGCUUAGUAACCACAACUAGGCACAGCAGGCCUGCAAAGCCUUCCUAAAAUUAUUUUGAUGAUUAAAACUUCUGUUGAAAGACAAUUGUUGAUCCUGUAAAGUCAUGAAUUAGAAUUGUGCUCAAAGCAACCAUGCAAUUUCAAAAUGUAAAAAAUCAGCGUGUCUGAAGUAUUACAGAUGCCCUGUGGAGUUUUCUUGUAAACGAAGGUUAUCUAUACAUUCAGUGUUUUUGACCCUUGAUGUCUACUAAACGUGUUGAGUGCCGAUUUUUUAAAAUAUUUUAAAACCUGCAUUGUUUACAUCCAUGCUUGCUUGUUCUUCACUGCCUUUCCUGGCAGAUUGCUGUGUUUCAUGGUGCAUCCACUGGCAGAAAUGUGUAGCGCUUCAUGCGCUUGCUCAUCCUCGGGGACACACUCAUAGAAGAAAUACUCAUAGUGCUAUUAGUGGUCACAAACUCCACAGGGUACCUGUCACUAACAGCAGCUGUUCACAGUAUAGGUCUUCACAGGUCCGUGCGCCACGGGAUAAGAGCUGAUGGAGAGUCUGUUUGGAUUCAUUCAGGUAUGAGACACAGAGUCCCUGAAUGUAAUCUGAACCUGGGCUGACUUGGGUUUCUAGUGAGGUCUCAGUUACUUAGAAAUGAGUGGACCAGUGAAGACCUCCAGUACACAGUGAACCUGUGGAAUUUCAAAGUGACACUUGUGUAAAAUGGGUGACCUACAGUAUAUGUAUCUUAUGGAUGGACAUCGUGGAUCAACACCAACGCAACACUGGUCAUUAGCUUGUUUUUUGUUUGUUUGCUGUGAUGUAGUAUCUCAUGAAGGGAACAAAUGCUGGGUCUUUCUCUUUGUUUGAUUUUCAAAAUGUAACUAAUAAAUAGAUGGAACUGUAA
Micropterus salmoides (largemouth bass) is the source of this 3485-nucleotide messenger RNA. Its product is annotated as carbonic anhydrase-related protein 10-like. Gene Ontology annotation, molecular function: carbonate dehydratase activity; zinc ion binding. The transcript has 9 exons. The record is from RefSeq and is a predicted model, not a curated record. Bases 672 to 1658 code for a protein of 328 amino acids. NCBI's taxonomy places the organism in Eukaryota, Metazoa, Chordata, Actinopteri, Centrarchiformes, Centrarchidae.